Metopolophium dirhodum (rose-grain aphid) is the source of this 1125-nucleotide messenger RNA. Its product is annotated as transcription factor SPT20 homolog. NCBI's taxonomy places the organism in Eukaryota, Metazoa, Arthropoda, Insecta, Hemiptera, Aphididae. Bases 312 to 989 code for a protein of 225 amino acids. The transcript has 2 exons. The record is from RefSeq and is a predicted model, not a curated record.
CGUCACCAGCACACUUUCGAUUUAACGUCCAAACACGUCGUUAUACAGGUGCAAUCAUAAGACAUAUUAGCCACAUAUAUCGAACCCGUCGUCUCGUUUGGGUCUCGAAAUCAAAUCAUUAUUAUUAUUGUUACAGUAUAUUAUAUUGAUAAUAGUUAGCUGUUUACGCCGCGAAACAGUUGUGAUACAAUCGUUUUUAUAAUAAUAUAAUAUUAUAUUAUAUUAUUUAGACGGAACAUCAGCAGCGAGAACGCGUGCACCAAUCGUAGUAUUCAUCGAGUCUUAGUAUACCUACUAUACCUAUACCUACUAUGGAUUCGACCAAGUUGAACAUCGCUUUGGUUUUGUUGCAACUGACGGCGAUGUGCAUGUGCCAAAAGUUCAGUCCGGUGUACCGGGGACCGAUCACCGCGGACAGGCAGAUCGCAGUCAGCCAGCAGCAAUACGCGAACGACGCGGCCAUGCAGUCGGCCACUGCGGGUGACGUUUACCAACAAUAUCCGGAACAGCAGUACAACUACCCGACACAGCCGUAUUACUAUCCGUCACAACAAAAACAAAUCUUGGAGAAGCAGCAACAGACUAGGUUGGAGCAACAGCGGCUCCAGCUCCAGCAGUUGCAGCAGCUCCAGUCGUCCUGGGGCUACUACCAACCGGCCGCGUCGCCGCAGCAGCAAUACGGCAAUGACUACCAACAGCAAUUGCAGCAACUACAGCAGCAGCAGCAGCAGCAACCACAGCAACCACAGCAACAGCAAUCGCAGCAGCAGUAUUACCAAACCGUGGAGAAACCACUGUUCAGGCCUGCGACCAUACCGGUAAACGAGACGCCCGCCGAGGGCCCGCAGCAACAGAAACCGAACAGCUUGUACCAGCAGCAAUCAGCCAAUCAGCAAUUGCCACAAAACCCGCUGGGAGUGUACUACUCAUCGGCCGCCGACGUUUCGAAAUUUCAAUUUUCCGGAAACGGCGUUAACUAUUCGUAUUGAAUAAUAUUAUGUGGAUUUUGUUAUGCUUUUUUUUGUUUUGUUUUGUUUUUUUUUUGUCAUUAUUAUUAUUAUUUCAUUAAUACUAAUUUUAUUGUUUGUUAUAUUAUUUCCGUAAUAAAUUAAUGUUUAAACCAAA